Messenger RNA from Cryptomeria japonica (Japanese cedar), 626 nucleotides. RefSeq names its product stress response protein NST1. The record is from RefSeq and is a predicted model, not a curated record. Lineage: Eukaryota; Viridiplantae; Streptophyta; Pinopsida; Cupressales; Cupressaceae. The transcript has 2 exons. Bases 64 to 459 code for a protein of 131 amino acids.
CUUAAGUUUUGCCGCUUAUUUUUCUCCUGAGCAAUUGUGUGUGUGUUUGUUUCUUUCGACAGGAUGACUUCUUCAGAAGGGGGAAACGAGAAGAGGAGGAAGCAGAAAGCAAAAGGUGGCCCCUACAAAAGGUUGAGGAAGAGGGGCAAGGGAAACAAGAGGAAAGAGAUGGAGAACCAUCAGCAGUUGGUUCCAGUGAGGGAGAUGAAGGAUUCUGUCAUAACUGUGGUGAAGGAAUCUUCUAGGAAUGUAGUAAACGAGGACAAGCAACGGAACAUGGAUUUGAUGAAUGUGAUAAAAAGUGAGCUCGAAGAAGAAAAUCUGAUGAAUGUGAUAAAAAGUGAGCUCGAAGAAGAAAAUCUGAAAAUGCUAGAUUAUGCAGAAAUGGGCAGCAUUGAGCAAGUCGAAAUGGAAGUUAUCGAGCAGAAGCAUGAAGCUGUUGUGGGAAAAAGAGAUUAAAUGGGAGGAUGGUGCAAAUUUCUACGGUUUUGAAUGAUAAAUUUUAUUGUAGACGUUACAUCGAAUUGCAAAAGACUUGAUAACUUCGUUUGUUUAACACUGGGUGCUCCUCGAACAUGGCCUUUUUAUUUUUUGAUAUAAUAGUCGAUAGGCGUUUUGUAUGUUUU